Messenger RNA from Closterium sp. Yama58-4, 609 nucleotides. The record is from the annotation of a GenBank genome assembly. Lineage: Eukaryota; Viridiplantae; Streptophyta; Zygnematophyceae; Desmidiales; Closteriaceae.
AUGCACUCCAGAGCGACUACCACUACGGCCACCCCGACAGCCCCGACUAGCGUACCACUCACGCGCACGAAGCUGCUGGGGCGUGGGGGACUCACGCGCACAGCCCUGGAGCUGCAUCUGGCCACGUCAGGAGCAGCAGUAGUAGCAGUAGCGGCAGUAACAGUAGUAACAGCAGGAGCAGUGGCAGUGGGAGUAGAAAAGGCAGUUGCAGCAGUACUGGGCAAUGCUCACCAGUGGUCGGCGCGGCAGGCGCAAGACGGUGGCGACAGUGGGGCCGCUACAACUGCAGGGCUGGGCCGGGCCGCAGCAGGGAGCUCCGCGGCAGCUGCGGCAGGGCGAGGCUGGGCCGCGACGGCAGCUGCUCCAGGUGCCACUGGGGCGGCUGCUGCAGGUGCGGGCUGCUCCAGGGGCGGCUGCUGCAGGUGCGGGCGGCUCCAGGGGCGGCUGCUGCAGUGGCGAGCGGCUCCAGGGGCUGCUGCUGCAGUGGCGGGCGGCUCCAGGGGCUGCUGCUGCAGUGGCGGGCGGCUCCAGGGGCUGCUGCUGCAGUGGCGGCUGCUCCAGGGGCUGCUGCUGCAGUGGCGGCUGCUCCAGGGGCGAGAGGCGGAUUAG